Messenger RNA from Budorcas taxicolor (takin), 540 nucleotides. RefSeq names its product odorant-binding protein-like. The transcript is spliced from 6 exons. The record is from RefSeq and is a predicted model, not a curated record. Lineage: Eukaryota; Metazoa; Chordata; Mammalia; Artiodactyla; Bovidae. Gene Ontology annotation, molecular function: small molecule binding; odorant binding. Bases 1 to 540 code for a protein of 179 amino acids.
AUGCAAGCCAACAAGAUGAAGGUCCUGUUUUUGACUUUGGUCCUUGGUCUGGUCUGUUCUUCCCAGGAGAUUCCAGCUGAGCCACACCACUCAGAGAUUUCAGGAGAAUGGAGAAUUCAUUACAUCGCCUCCAGCAACACAGAAAAGACCGGUGAGAAUGGGCCAUUCAACGUUUAUCUUCGCAGCAUCAAAUUUGACGACAUAGGGGACUCCCUUGUCUUCCACUUCUUUGUCAAGAACAACGGGGAAUGUAUAGAGUCAUCUGUUAGUGGAAGAAGGAUUGCAAACAACGUUUAUGUGGCUGAAUAUGCGGGUGCCAAUGAAUUCCACUUUAUUCUGGUGUCUGACGAUGGUCUGAUAGUAAAUACUGAAAACGUGGAUGAAACAGGCAACAGAACCAGACUCAUUGGGCUCUUGGGCAAAGAAGAUGAUGUUGACGAUCAUGAUCUGGAGAGGUUCCUUGAGGAGGUUAGAAAAUUGGGGAUUCCAGAGGAAAAUAUUGUGGAUUUCACCAAGGGUGACGGCUGUCAGGCUCAGUGA